Messenger RNA from Durotheca rogersii, 2198 nucleotides. Its product is annotated as kynureninase. Gene Ontology annotation, cellular component: cytoplasm. Bases 526 to 1971 code for a protein of 481 amino acids. The transcript has 5 exons. Gene Ontology annotation, biological process: NAD+ biosynthetic process. Gene Ontology annotation, molecular function: kynureninase activity; pyridoxal phosphate binding. Lineage: Eukaryota; Fungi; Ascomycota; Sordariomycetes; Xylariales; Xylariaceae. The record is from RefSeq and is a predicted model, not a curated record.
CGCAGGUACCUGAUGUUGUGUAGAGUCGCAGUCGUUUUACUCAAUUAACACGGUGGCUCUGAUACGGUCUGCGCCGACUUGUGCUGUCCGAUCCAACCCCGCCUGCCCCUAUUUCGGAAAAAAAAGGAGGGGAGGGACCAGCAAACGGCGAGGGGCAAUUUGUGAUGUCAUCUAUUAUGGUAUAUAUCUACCUGUAGGCAGGUAUACCUAACUCUCAUCCACGGAUACCUGCUAGGUACCUUCUUGGCUACCUUCUACGCAGACGAGGGCUACCUGAUCGGAGCAGGCAGGCCUGCGGAACGGUACUUGGGGGAGGAGGUAGACCCGGCGUACCGAACCCCGUUUCCGUCAAUCGGACGGAAACCCCUCCCCGUCCCUAGCAGGUGCACUAAACUACUUACCUAUUACCACGUUGGAUUCAUCAACCUUGACACUUACCCUGGGCUGGCCAAGGAUUGCCAACACGGUACUCGGGAAUCGCUAACCACCUUACUUGCUACCUAACGGUCCCCUCCGUGAUCCUACAUGAUGGCCGCCUCAUCCGACCAAUCCCAAUAUCGGUUUGCGAACCUACGUGCUCAGGCUGAAGUCCUGGAUGGGGAAGACGGCCUCCGCCAUCUGAGAGAUGAAUUUCUCAUCCCCACCAAGGAGGAUAUCAAACGGGUAACGUUGGAGAAACAGCAAGAUGGUAAUACUGCCGCCCCAGCCGAUGAGGCAACCGCAUGUACAUACCUAUGCGGGAAUUCCCUGGGACUGCAGCCCAAACGAACUGCGACUCGCAUCAGCCAGUACCUCCAAACCUGGGCCACCCAAGGUGUUCAGGGGCACUUCAAACCCCUUACCGACUCGCCUCUACCGACCUGGCUAGAUGCAGAUGCCCGGGCGGCCAAAUUGAUGGCUCCCAUCGUCGGUGCCGACGAAUCAGACGUUGCCGUCAUGCAGACCUUGACGGCAAAUCUUCACCUAUUGAUGUCUACCUUCUACCGUCCCGACCCCAAGGGUAGGCACAAGAUCAUCCUGGAGACCAAGGCAUUUCCAAGCGAUCACUUUGUCGUAGAGAGCCAGAUCCGGCACCACGGUCUCUCUCCGGAAACCUCCAUGGUGACGGUGAAGUCACCCUACUCGGAGGGUACCGGUAUGGUCUCCACUUACGACAUCCAGUCGAUCAUCUCAAAGCACGCCUCCGACACGGCUCUCAUACUGCUUCCCGGCAUCCAGUACUACACCGGUCAGUUGUUUGACAUCCCGACCAUCACCGCGUUCGCCCACAAGCACGAUAUCCUCGUCAUCUGGGAUCUGGCCCAUGCGGUGGGAAACGUGCCUCUCUCCCUGCGUGACUGGGAUGUAGAUGCGGCAGCCUGGUGCACUUACAAGUAUCUCAACGGCGGGCCAGGUUGUAUCGGGGGCUUAUUCAUCAAUUCGCGGGACAGCUCCGUGACCACAGCCGUCACCGACGAGGAACCCGAGAGGGGGUACCGCAAACGACUGUCGGGAUGGUGGGGGAAUGACAAGGCAACCCGCUUUCGCAUGGAGACCAGAUUUCACCCGGUAAAGGGGGCAGCCGGGUUCCAGCUCAGCAACCCCAGCAUCCUCGACAUUACGAGCUUGAGCGCGUCGCUAGAGGUCUUCGAGCUCGCCGGUGGUGUCUCGGCGUUGCGGGAGAAGUCCAAGAAGCUCACCGCGUUCCUCGAGCAGUGCAUCUCGGUGCUACCCGAGGACGUAAAGAAGCUGUUUAGGGUCAUCACGCCGCUCGACCCCGACCAGCGCGGCGCCCAACUGAGCCUGUUACUGGGGGACAACUUGCUAGAUGCCGUAACGAAAGAGUUGGAGAGGCAUGGUGUUAUCGUCGACGAGAGGAGGCCGGACGUGAUCCGCGUAGCCCCGGCGCCCCUAUAUAACUCUUUCUACGACUGCGUUAACUUCACCGAGGCUUUCGAAUCAGCUCUGCGUAUAGCUAGCAAGCCAGCAUAACCCCAUACCAUCCCUUCUCCGAGUCGUCUGGGGGUACUAUCGUGUAGCUAGCCAUCAAGGGCAAAAAGGAUUCUAACUGGCGGCUAUCUGCAGAAGGCAGGGGGAGAUUGAAGGUACGAACAAAGUAAAUAAGACAGGAUAUAUAUGUGGCGAUUCGGCUCAUGUAUACGCUUUUCGCUUAGGCAAUUAUCUGCUCAGGUAAAUAGUUUACACGGACCCUCUGGGAA